Molecule: messenger RNA, 2135 nt
Organism: Rhagoletis zephyria (snowberry fruit fly)
Lineage: Eukaryota; Metazoa; Arthropoda; Insecta; Diptera; Tephritidae
Gene: yellow-h
Product: L-dopachrome tautomerase yellow-h
Cellular component (GO): extracellular region
Source: RefSeq, a predicted model, not a curated record
CAAUUUUGCGAAGACAAAGGCAAUACAUGCACUGCAAUACAUCAUUGUCUUCGUCACUUCGAAAAAUCGAAGACGGUGAAUUGGACAGUAAAUUGGACAAUUCGGUCACGUCUUGGUUAAUUUGAGAAAAAGAGGCAAAACAAAAUCGUAAAAAAUUACAGAAUUAUGAAAAAGUGUUUUGUGCUUGGAUAUUUUAGUAAAUAAUAUUAAAUUCAUGCCAAACGCAAAAUAUAUUGUCUUUUUAUUUGUCUGGACGCCUACUAUACACAAUUUGACGACUAAUACAUAUUCUCAAUUGUCUUGCCUCGAAUUGUCUUAUGUAAACGCAGCGUAACCCAGAGAAGCAAUUGGAGUAAAUGAUUGCGCUGUUAUGACGUUUUAAAAAUUAGCCCAAACGCGUUUGAGGCUGCGUACGCGACGGCCACACAAAAUUAUUGAAAAGCAAUUCUUGUGCAAAAGUGAAGUUGUUGGCACAAAUGACUACUAGUCUGCAAUUAUACUAUACACUAGGGCUAAGUAUCAGCUUGGUUGUUGUGACUGCAGUUGAAACUACUAACGUCCACCUUUACGCGUCGAUCCCAACAAAUGGGAGCUUCUGGCAGUCUCCUCUUGGCAGGGGCCUGAACGUGCAGGGAUCCCUGGACCAAAUAUCUACAUUAAUUGGACCAACGCCACUAGGAAGUAGCUUCACUCGCACAAUCUCAACGGCGUACGGAAACUCGCUACCCACUGGCGGCGUGGGUGAAGGUUACAGUGGAAAUGAAGUCGUUGGGCCAACACCGACAACGCACGUUACGGAAUCUUUUCAGAUCGUAAAUGAGUGGAAAUAUUUAGAUUUCGAAUACCCAACAUACGCACUACGUCAGCAAGCCAUUUCAAAUCGUGAUUUUGUGCCAGAGAACAAUCUGCCUUUGGGGAUCGAUGUGUUCGGCGACCGGAUGUUCAUAACUACUCCACGAUGGAAGGAUGGCGUUCCCGCUAGUCUUAACUAUCUCCCAUUUCCCACAAAAGAACGGAGUCCUGCCUUACGCCCAUAUCCCGAUUGGAAUGCUCAUAGCGCUGUUCAACAACCGAACUGCGCCAAACUCAUAUCCGUUUACCGCAGCUCGAUCGAUGUUUGCGGCCGUUUGUGGUUAAUCGAUUCGGGCAUCGUAAACGCUACAGUAAACUUAAACCAGAUUUGCCCACCAAAAAUCGUCGCUUUCGAAUUAGCUACCGAUGAAAUGGUGGUCAGCUUUACACUACCGCCGGAGCAAGUCAAACAGGACUCAUUGCACUCGAAUAUUUUGGCCGAUGUGCGCGCGAGUCAAUGCGAUGAUGCCCACGUCUAUGUUACGGAUGUUUGGCGCUUCGGAAUAGUCGUCUACAGUUUGGCCAAGAAUCGCAGUUGGCGAGUUACGAACUACAAUCUUAAUCCGAAUCCGGUUGCAUCUGAUUUUAAUGUUUAUGGACUGAACUUCCAGUGGUUAGACGGUGUAUUUGGUAUGAGUUUGUCCUUGGUGCAGCACAACAAGUCUACGCUGUAUUUUCAUCCAAUGGCUAGUUUUAAGGAGUUUGCUAUUUCUACAGACCUUUUACGAGACGAGAGCCUGUGGCCAGCGCGUGCUCAGGAGGUAGCCAAACAUUUCGUCGAAAUCGGCGAUCGCGGACCCUUAAGCCAGUCGUCUGCAGCCGGUAUUGCUCGAAACGGAGUUAUGUUCUACACACAGGUGCAUCAGGAUAAUAUCGGUUGUUGGGAUACCGCGAAGCCAUAUGUGCGUGGCAAUUUAGCAAUGUUGCUAAGCAGCAGGCAAACAUUGGUGCAGUUCCCCAACGAUAUGAAGAUUGACCAGGAACCCCAGCAGGGUGUCUGGGUGAUGAGCAAUCGCCUCCCGAUCUAUCUCUACGGUCAGCUGGAUUACAGCGAUAUUAAUUUCCGUAUUUUGCGCGCAGAAGUGGAAGAAGUCAUUCGCAACUCCGUGUGUGACCCGAAAGUAAAGGAAGUGCACGCUGACAUCCCCGUUGUGGUGGAGUUACACGAGGGACAAUGUUACUGAGUUUUUAGUUCUAUUUUUUGCCAAACUUAUUUUAUAAAAAUUCGAAUUGCAAAUCACAUUAAAAAUGUUUAAUAAAGUAAUGAAUAUGAAGAAAAUGCA